This is a messenger RNA of Notodromas monacha, 1072 nucleotides long. Lineage: Eukaryota; Metazoa; Arthropoda; Ostracoda; Podocopida; Cyprididae. The record is from the annotation of a GenBank genome assembly.
AUUAAACCGUGCUCAAUGCUCGCUGUACGAACAACCCUAUCUGGUGGUGGUUGAAACAAAUUCAAUGAUUUCCGGUUUAACUUCGACGCUUACCCGCGAAGUGUUUAGUCUAAUGUCAAAAUCGGCUAGGAGUCUGCUGUCCACCGUGGUGGAAACGUGAUCAAUCGAGGCCUCGUGUCCAUGGAAUCGGUAUUCGCUGUUGCUCUUCUGUGGGGUUGCACGAAUCCAUUACUUGGUAAACGAGCUAGAGUGUUGAACCAUCGUGAUUUUUUGUGGCUGCCUUCGUGGCUUUCGCACUUCAUUUGUUUGAUCACGGACUGGAAAUUCUUGUCGGUAUUUCUUGUCAAUCAACUUGGAUCCAUUUUGUUCGUGUGGUCCUUGGGACAUCAACGAUUAAGUGUCGUCGUCCCGGCGUGUAACUCGUUGACAUUCGUUGUUACCGCAUUGGCCGGCGUGUUUUUGGCGAAUGAUCCUUUCCCGUGUAAGCGAAGCAUCGCUGGCAUGUCACUUAUAAUAUUAGGAGUGGCUCUCAGUUGUUCAGAUUGAAAGCUCCGCAAGAUUCAUAUUUAUAGAAAAUGUCAGCAUACAAUAUGUACGUAUUUGGGAAGAACGGUCUUCUCCUUCACUAUUCUGAAUGGAAUCGGAAGCGGAGGUCGAACAUGACGCUCGAUGAGGAGGCAAAGUUGAUGUACGGGUCUUUAUUCUCAUUGAAAAAUUUCUGCCGAAAAGUGUCUCCUUUGGACUUCAAAGAUGGCUUUAUGUGUUAUAAAACAACAAGUUACAUGCUUUCGGUGUUGGAAACAUUGACCGGAUUGAAGUUCGUCAUCAAUACUGAUCUAAACCUCUCGGGGACUCGUUCUCUUUUGGAAAAAAUUUAUUCCGAGGUUUUCGUCGAGUACGUGGUGAAAAACCCAAUGUGGCAGAUCGGUCAACCGAUUCAAAGCGAGCUGUUCAAAACUAAGUUGCAUGAAGUCGUGAACCAACAUGUUGCUUCUGUACAGCGGUCUUAAUUCCUUGCAUCGCGAAAAUUCAUUUUUAUUGUGAUUUUUGAGAAUUAUACUCAUGUAAAGCA